Molecule: messenger RNA, 594 nt
Organism: Didymodactylos carnosus
Lineage: Eukaryota; Metazoa; Rotifera; Eurotatoria; Philodinida; Philodinidae
Source: the annotation of a GenBank genome assembly
AUGCCGACUGAAGCUGCAACAUCUAACGUUGAUUCCAACUCGGUAGUUGAAUAUAAUCCAAAAUUACAUAAAGCGCCGUUUUCAGUUAUUGCCUUGUGUAUUACAACAGUACUGGGAACAUACUUUUCAUCUGUUACUUUAAUUGAACUAAGUCUUUCCAGCUAUUGUCAACAACAUCAGCAACCAGAAUUAUAUUCGCAAUAUUUAAAUUUUAAAAGGAAUGCCCCUAUAUGGAAAUAUUGGCAAAUAUUAACAUUAUGUAUUUUACCCAUUCGUGCAUUUGUUAUAACACGUGAUGUUUUACAAUGUUUAACAAGAAAAGCAAAUGGUCGAAGACAUUUAUUAGAUUUUAUUAAUUUUGUUCAGUUCUAUACACUAUUAUAUACUACAAGGAUGAAAGUAUUACCAUUAGAAACAGAACUAAUCAAUAGUAAAAUCCCUUCAUUUCAAACAGUCGAACAAUUAACACUGUUAUAUUCGAUAUUAUUAGUACUUAAUAUUACUGGAUGGUUAUUACCAUUUUUCAGAUAUUCUAAUUGGAAAUCAGAUCCAGUAUUUCAUCCGUCUAUUAUAAAAAUUAAAAAAAUAGAAUAG